AGCCAUAUGAGGAACUGAAGCCGUAUGGUGUUGCAAUUAGUGCCUGCACUGACUUAUUUAGAAACACCAUAUUGUGGAUGACAGCAGACAAUAAUGACGGUGAUCCUGCAGUAUUUCUCAACCACUUCCUGGACACAGUGACUCGUAUUGGAGGUUGUCCACAGCGACUGCUGUUCAAACCAAGUAGAGAAAAUAAACACAUCAUAACAGCACAAACUUUCCUGCGUAGGAAUCAUACAGACUGUUAUGCUGGGGAGGACAGUGUGAUGGAGGAAUUCAGCUUGAGACGUCGCAGGUGGUUACACACAUGUACGCCAUGGAAGUCCUGUUUUGCAGAUCUCAGAGAAUUAGGACAUUUCACAGGAAAAGAUUCGGACAAGAAGCUCAUACAGUUCUGCUUCCUCCACAUCAUCCAGGAUCAGCUGAAGGAGUUUGUUGGAGAAUUCAAUAGGAACAUACUCACGUCACAACGUGAUGGACCAGCAGAGGACAAACUCCAAACUGUUCUCCCAGAGGAUAUUGAUGAGUGCAGGAGGUGGUGGUGUACCCCAAGAGGGUGGUACCCCUGUGAUGAAACACUCUUCAAGCGCUGGGAGCUCAUUAGGACUGAAAAUGGUUGGGAAGCUCCAGUGGACAGAUUAACAGCUCGAAAACUGUAUUUAGAUUUAAGAAAGGAGACUCGUGAAGAUGAUGAAGUUGUGAUGGAAACAUGUAGUGAUGAGGAAGAACAGGUGGCAGGUUUGUUAGAAUAA
This is a messenger RNA of Nerophis lumbriciformis (worm pipefish), 752 nucleotides long. The record is from RefSeq and is a predicted model, not a curated record. Lineage: Eukaryota; Metazoa; Chordata; Actinopteri; Syngnathiformes; Syngnathidae.